CUUGAGUUGUCAGCAAUUGGAAUGAACGGCUGGCUUUCAUCCAUGAGCAACCUGCCGUGAAGUUGAUCGGCCCUGCAGGAGCGUAUAGAGGGCGAGAUGGGCAACAACCACACUGCGGACCGCCAUGGUGCCGUUAUCGACGAACACGCACUCGACUUCCUUCACAAAGACGACAGAGAUGCCCUCCACACGUAUGCAGACCACACAGAAAUGACAUGAGGGAGGGAGAGCGGCAGUGAACAGGUGGGUGUGUCUGUUUGUGGGUGUGUGAUCUGCGUAUGUGUGCAGCCAGCCGGAGGUCGGCAGCCUCAGAGCCACGGCGCACUUCCUCUGGGAAGUCGACUUCUCGGCCGCCGUCCUUCGCAACCGACUCAAUCGCUGCCUGGUGGCCAGGGGGCUGCAGACCAUCAUCGCAUUCGACGCUCAGCUGGACCGCCCUCUGCUGCUGAAGGCCAUCUGGCUGGUGGACACGCAGCAGUGGACCGAGGUGACCAAUGCGCUGCGCUUCGCGCGGCAGAGGGGCUUCUGUCAGCUGCCCAUCACACUGGCUGUGGUCGACCUGCAGCGGCACGAUAGCAAACAGGUGGGCAGAUGAGCGCGGGGCGGGUGGGUGGCACUCAUCGGUCUGUCUGUCUGUAUGUGUGUGUGUCUGUCUGUCCGUCGUGUGGUGUCUGUGUAGGCGUAUUUGGCCGGUGUGCGUGUGAUUGGGUUGUGGAAGAUGGUCGGCAGACACGUCAACUUCGGCGGCGACUACGGCCGUUUUGAGCUGUUCGACCAGCCGGGCGGCGGUGUGCGUGCCCUCCGCGACGAGCCGGGCUACGAGCUGGACAUCAACCCCCUCCUCCCCCCCGCCCACCCAUACCACACACACACCAUCAACGACAACCCGCCCGUCAAAUGCCGAAUCCGCCCGCAGGGGGGCAGCUGGACGGCCGGUGAUGAGGUGAUCACUCAUGCUUCGGUGUCGUCCUUCAUCAUGAGGACCAUCAUGGCCCCCCCAAUGGCCAAUUGGGGCAAGACGCCUUUGGUUCACGUGGAUCGGUACGCAGGCCACACCACACUCAGGCAGACAUCCAUCCAUCCAUCCCAUGACGGCCUCUUCCCUCUGUUAUGUGUUGGUCUGUUUAGGCAUGCCCACGGCGGUGUGCUGGACGGCCUCCUCAACCAGUCGCCCCACCAGCCCCCCAACCGAUGCACCGCCAUUGUGGCGACCAGGGUGGACAGUAGCCAUCCCCCCGGUGAGAUUCGCACUGUGCUACUGACACCACUCGACAGCCCAUUCGUCGCAUCGAUCGAUCUGGGUAUCUUCCCCGACGUCCACAUGGGUAAGGGAACAAGAUAGCAGAUUAUCUGCUGAGUGAGUCGUCCUUUAUGCAGUGUUUGUUUCUGUCGUCACCAACGAGCCGCCAGUCGGUGAUGCAUCUGAUGCCAUCAAGGACCGCCGGCCCACCACCGCCCCUCUGGUGGGCGGCCUGCUGGGCAGCACCAUCGCAGACAUGGUGGUCAACCAACAGGAAGCCGCUGAUGAGGGUGAGUGUGCAGCCGGCCGCCCCCGUCUCUGUGUGUCGGUUGGAUGAAUCGGCGUGUGUGUGGUGGUGUGCAGAUGAGGGUGCGGAUGACGACGAUGGCGAUAGUGGUGAGGGUAAGUGGUGUGUGUGCGGUGCCCAGCCCGCCUUGCUAGGUGUCUUACUCCUAUGUAUGUGUGUGUCUGCAGAGGAUGACGAGGAUAGUGCGGAUGACGGCGACAGCGAUGAGGGUGAGUGGGAGGAGGAUGAGUGGGACGACACCGACGGAGAGGGCGAGGGCGAUGGCCAGCAGCAGGAGGAAGAGGGUGAGAUGGGGGCAGAGGAUGAGCCAGAUCAGAGCGACACACAUGCAUUCAUUGUGUGCGUCAUGGAUGUGAUGUAUGCAGGUUGAUCGACUGCGACACUGGUCGGUGGGGUGGGGGGUGGACGGAUGGAUGGACGGAGGAUGGACAGGAGGCCAGACGUGGCGUAUGCACGCAGCCAGCUGCCUCUCAUGACAUGAUGUAGACAGAAUCCAUGCGCUUUUGCAGCAGACAGACUUGCAUGCAUUGCAUUGAUGUGUCCUUGUGUGUCUGAAGAACCCUUUCUGUGUACACGUAUGGUAUGUGUUCUUGACGGAAGCUGCUUUCCGUUUGUUCUUCGUUUCCACAGACACACACACGAACCAACGGCAUGGCGCAC
Vitrella brassicaformis is the source of this 2207-nucleotide messenger RNA. The record is from the annotation of a GenBank genome assembly. Lineage: Eukaryota; Vitrellaceae.